CUAUAGAACCACCACAAAUAAAAACUCAAUUCUAUCAGUUGAGCUGCUGCAAUGGCGUCGUUGUUAGUUGGUUCAGUUCCUAUGGCUACUGUUCAAUCCAUGGCUUCUCUUUCUCCUAAUUUAUCAUUCUCUCGUUCUCACUCCGUCGCCGGCAGCGUUUCAAUCACGGCGGCAUCUCCUUCAGCAUCAAUUUCGUUUUCGUCUCUCACCGAUUCAAAUCUCCCAUUGAUAUACUGCGGUAGAGGUGAUAAGAAGACGGCGAAAGGCAAGCGGUUCAAUCACUCCUUUGGCAAUGCAAGGCCAAGGAACAAGAAGAAGGGAAGAGGACCACCUAGGGUUGCAGCACCACCAGCAGCACCAAAGAGAGAUCCAUUUGAUGAUGGCCAAGUCGUUAAAAUUGAAAUUCAUGACCCAUAGUUUUCUCGGAGGAGCAAUUUCAUUUUUAUGUAGCUCUAAUCUUCUACUACUUGUUUAUUUCAUUGAGAUAUCGAAAUCUAAAUAUCGAUGAAGUUAAUCAUUGGACUGAGAUUUCUAGUUUGCUUGAAGGGUCUUCGUUUAAA
Molecule: messenger RNA, 560 nt
Organism: Solanum pennellii
Lineage: Eukaryota; Viridiplantae; Streptophyta; Magnoliopsida; Solanales; Solanaceae
Product: 30S ribosomal protein S31, chloroplastic
Exons: 3
Coding region: 52-417 (121 amino acids)
Biological process (GO): plastid translation
Cellular component (GO): ribosome; plastid
Source: RefSeq, a predicted model, not a curated record